Messenger RNA from Rubroshorea leprosula, 2400 nucleotides. The record is from the annotation of a GenBank genome assembly. NCBI's taxonomy places the organism in Eukaryota, Viridiplantae, Streptophyta, Magnoliopsida, Malvales, Dipterocarpaceae.
CGACUCCCAUUAUUCAGGUAAAAAUGGCUUCUUCACACAAUGCACAAGGAUUCCGGGGUAACCAAGGUGAAGACGAGGAAGUAGGCGUGAUAUCCGUGGAGCCUAUCACCAUGAUAGUGCCGCCGGAGUUACAAGACUCGCCUAGACCUGCCACGCUUGAGAAUAGCACCAGUUCGAGCACGAGUAGUGGCUCUGAAGACCAUCGGCCCUCAACUUCUAGCGAUUCGCCUGUGGAAGGGACAUCCGGCGAAGUAAGGGGUGUUGAAGAGGUUGGGUGUAGUGCGUCGGUGAUGAGUACAGCAACUGAGAUCCUCAGAACCAUCCUGAUCCGAGUUGGGACACCAAAUGACAGGGCGUGCUCAGUAUCACGGACGGGCUGGGUGCCAGUAUACGUAGACCAUUUUGACGCCGGUCUGCGUUUUCCUCUACCCGGACUAAUUUUUGAUGUCCUGGCAAAGUACGAGCUGGCCCUUUCGCAGCUUACUCCCAACAGCAUAAAGUUUAGUGGAACGAGAUGGUACUACAUCUCGGGGAGAGAGAAGAUGAUGAUAUUCAGCAACAUAAGGAACAAGGUGGCGAGGUGGAUGAGACAGUUCGUCUUCGUUCGGGACACACAACCAGAACGAAUCAGUAACGAGCUCGCCGCCCGCCUGUCAGAGUGGCGCACGCCAAACAGCUACAUGAACUAUCCACAGCUGACAGCUGGUGACGUCGACCUGAAGAACCAGCUGCUAGAUUAUGUGAAGGCGAGGGGGCUGGUGGAUUUGGAAGCCUUGGUUACCCCGGAACAGAUCGCGCUUCUUGGGUUUGUCAAUGUGGCAAACCUACACUCUCAAGCAUCCUUGAGAGGCAACGUCAACGAGCAUAAGGCUCGAAGGGCCGGGGAGCUAGGUCCUGCUCGCAGCAUCAGUCGCGCUUUGACGAGCGGCCACCUGCUGCACCAGGGCGCAGCUCCCAGCAUCGAAGUUCCAGCUCGGCACAAAGGCCUCGUGCUGAGCAGAGAGUUGAGUCUGCGCCAUCCAGCUCUAGAAGGUGCACAAGGGAGGACUCUGACGCAGAGGAUGACGUUCCACUCACCCGGUGGAGGACGAGUACCAGCUCGCAGCCUGCGCAGGCGGUUGCUGCACGACCGGGCAACGUGCCCCCAGCUUCAGCUCAUGAGGUCGCCGAGCAGACACCAGCCUUGUCGGUAUGCAGAACUUUGUGCCCCCUGCAGACCGGCUGCGCGCGAAGGGGCAUAUUCAGCAACAUGGGGGACAUGCUGCUCUGAUCAAGCUAAUGGAUGCGUUCAGCUACACUGUCGCACUUUUCGAGUACGAACGGGAGCGCGGGUGCAAAACCUCGAGUUGGAACACAACUGCAAGCAGUUGGCUUCUGAGAAGGCCAGCCUGGUUGAUGAGGUCAGCCGCUUGCAGAGCUCAGAAAUGGCUAACCGGGCCGCAUCAGUAGAGAGCCGAGCUGACCAGUUGGCCCGAAAGGUAGACGAGCUGAAGGAGGAGCUCCAGCGGGCUCAGGUGGAGAAGGAAAGUGGCAUUCAAGCUGCUAAGGAGGAGACCGACCGUGCAGAGGACCGGGCUAAGAAGGCAGAGUCUAAAAGAGAGAAGACUCUGCACGAGCUGAGCGCCUUAAGGGAGAGGGUGUCACAAGCCGACCAGCACGUUGCACAAGCAGAGGCGUCCCUGGAAAGCACCAAGAGACUUUACCAGCACGACAUUUGCUUUGCCCGUGCACAGGGAGCUGAAUGGCUGGUCGGAGCAGAGAUGUUCCAGGACGCCGUUGCGGUUGCCUCUGCCAACACCACCACGGACAUUUUCAACGAGGUUCGUGGGAAGGUUUUGCAAGUGCAGGCUGAUUUUCCUAUCGGCGAGCUGGCUUUCUUUGAAGGCGAGGAGAUUAACGCAGAAGGAAAGAGCCUCGCCCCACCAGCUGACACCCGGGUGAGGCUAAGAUGGGAGCUCAACGAAGAGGGGCUACCCGUGUGGCCCCCUUCUGUCAUCGAAGAGGGGGAGGACACGGAGGGGUUGCCAAGUUUUGACGCUUGGGUGGCAAACCCCCAUGACGUGCAUGUAGAGCCUUCCAGGACUCCCCCCUCUGCUCGGUCUCACCCCGCACCAGCCUCUUCUCCUGCUCUCUCACCUGCUCUCCCUCCACCAGAUCGGUCAUCAUCAACUCGACCUGCUACUGCCCCAAAUGACGCAUCCAUCCCCGUCGACCUGACGGAUGAUUAGCUUAGGGCUUUUACUUUUUCUUUUGUGUUUCUUUUUGUAUUAAUCAAUGAAAUUAUCCAUUAUGUACUCCAAUUGUAAAUGAAUCAUUGAUGAAAUACAAUUUGAACUUUCUCUUUUGAAAUUGUUGUGUACUGUUCUUGCAUUUUUGUGUAAAUCAAUGAACUUAUUUAGA